UUAGGUCAUCCCCGCGGCAACCGAUGGACAAACACGAAUAAAACAGAACCACCCUUGGAUCAGCGUUUCGAGACCACCCUCAGUUGCUUAACCAAUUUCCGCACGCGAUAUCCCUCGACGUCCAAGCGAACGAAACGAAUUUAACCACACGACCAUCACUUAUUGCUGAAAAGCAAGCCGUAAUUUGGUAUUCGAGCCUCUCCGCCGGAUAAGAACCUUUCAAAGGAAGUUCCGCAAAGCGUAAAGUUAGUUCUCCGAAAAUCUAUUAGAAAAUGAAGUACGCGUGCCUCGCUACUCUUGCGUUCGCUUUCCUCGGAUUCUGCGGGACGAUUCCGGUUCAAGGACAGGAAGACUCAGCAGCUGGCAGAGGCUCGUCGACGGCAACGAGACCUGUUAACAUUUUUGUCGUGAACGACGAGACCAACAAAGUGGCGAACAAGAGCAUAAUGGCCGCUCUAAAAACGAUCAAGGAUAAGUACUCGGGUUACUUGGGAAAAGUCUGGAUGGUACAGGUGAACGAGACCAACGUAAACGACACUUUGGACCGCAUCUGCAAUUCUUGGGAGUCCGCGGUCGAAGGGAAAGCCACGACAGUUCCUGAUUUGAUCGUGGACACGACGAUAGCCGGCAUGGGGGCGAAAAUAUCGAAUUCGUUCGCAGCCGCUCUAGGAAUCCCUACGCUAUCCGCGCAAUACGGCCAAAAGGGAGACCUCCUCUACUGGAGAAACUUAAACGCUGAUCAGACGGGAUACUUGAUCCAAGUGAUGCCCCCGGCGGACUUGAUACCGGAAGCGAUCAGGCAGCUGGCGAUUCAGCUGAACAUCACGAACGCGGCGAUUCUCUACGAUCACAAUUUCGUCAUGGAUCACAAAUACAAGAGCUUGCUGUUGAACGUUCCGACGAGACACGUGAUCAACGAGGCCUCGCAACAGGUGACAGAGAUGAAGAAUCAGUUGCAAAGUUUACGACACUUGGAUAUCGUAAACUAUUUCAUCCUGGGGGACGAGAACACCAUCAAUGUAGCUCUCGAGGCAGCGGAAUCUCUCAAUUUUACCGGAAGAAAAUACGGUUGGUUUCUGUUGACAUCGGAGAGCAACGUCUGGCCCAAGUGCGAGUGCAGAAACAUCACCGUCCUUUUCAUGAGGCCUGAACCGAACAACCAAACAAAGUCGACGCCGGCGGUGGAAAGUAUCCUGCCCAAGCCGUUCGUCUCGUCUGCUUUCUAUUACGACCUGGUCCAGUUAGGCGUCAGGGCGAUGAAGUUAGCCUUGGACAAUAACGAAUGGCCGUUGAAACCGAGACACAUCACCUGCGACGACUACAACAACACGAACACUCCCAAGAGGAAACUGGACUUGUUCGGCAAACUGAAAGCUGCCUACCGCGAUAUGACGCCUACGUACGCAGGAAUUCGUUGGGGGAAAAGAAACGGCGAGCAUCAAGCGCGAUUCAACAUGUCCAUUCACUUGGUGACUAUCGCCGAUGGGGUUGCUUCCUCCAUGGUUGAUAGCGGAUUCUGGAACGCGAGCGUCUCAGCGCCCUUACAGGUAACGAACAAAGACAUCAUGAAUGCCACCGCGGUGAAGAGCUACAGAGUGGUCACGGUGAUCCAUCCCCCGUUCGUGAUGUACAACGAAGAAAAAAACGAGUACUACGGUUUCUGCAUCGACCUUUUGAACGAAAUCAAAAACAUCGUAGAGUUCCAAUACGAGAUUCGCGAAACGGACGACAAGCAGUACGGAAAUCUACUCGAAGACGGCACUUGGAGCGGAAUGAUGAAGGAGUUGAUCGAUCAACGAGCGGACAUCGCGCUUAGCUCGCUUUGGGUGACGGCGGAUAGAGAAAAAGUGGUGGAUUUCACCGUACCUUAUUACGAUCUGGUGGGUCUGUCCAUCAUGAUGCUGAAGACGAAAACAUCGACGUCGUUGUUCAAGUUCUUGACCGUUCUGGAGAACGAAGUCUGGUUCUGCAUACUGGCCGCUUACCUGUUCACCAGCGUUCUGUUAUGGAUCUUCGACCGCUGGUCGCCGUAUAGUUAUCAAAACAACCGGGAGAAAUAUAAGGACGACGACGAGAAAAGGGAGUUCAAUUUAAGGGAGUGUUUCUGGUUCUGCAUGACCUCCCUUACGCCACAGGGAGGAGGCGAAGCACCGAAGAACCUCUCCGGAAGACUCGUCGCCGCUACUUGGUGGCUGUUCGGGUUCAUCAUCAUCGCUUCGUACACUGCGAAUCUCGCGGCGUUUUUGACCGUCUCCAGGCUGGAAAUACCGAUCGAGACCUUGGAGGACCUUAGCAAACAGUACAAGAUUCAGUACGCUCCUGUAAUGAAUUCUCCCGCUUACGUUUACUUCGAGAGGAUGGCCGCGAUCGAGCAGACAUUUUUUAAUAUCUGGAAGCAGAUGAGCCUUAACGACAGCAUGACGGAAGUCGAGAGAGUUAAGCUAGCGGUGUGGGACUACCCCGUCAGCGACAAAUACUCGAAAAUGUUCCAAGCAAUGUUGGAAGCCGGCUUUCCGGCCACGACCGAGGAGGCUCUGCGACGAGUUCGCCGUCUCGACUCGAACAACGAGUUCGCCUAUAUAGAGGAUUCGACGACUAUCAAAUAUCUUACCAUGACAAACUGCGAUUUCGUUCAAGUGGGAGAGGAUUUCUCGAGGAAACCGUACGCGAUCGCGGUUCAACAAGGAUCACCGUUGAAGGAUCAGUUUAACAACGCGUGCGUAGAUGCUCUACCUUUUUCGCGGUUCCUUAUCCGACACUUUUAUUCGUUUCUUUUCUUUUUCAGAAUUCUGAUUCUGCUGAACAAAAGGAAAUUGGAGAAACUGAAGCAUAAAUGGUGGAAGAAGAAUCCCGACAGAAAAAAUUGCGACACGGAGAACAGCCAAAGCGACGGCAUAAGUAUCUACAACAUCGGUGGUGUGUUCGUCGUUAUAUUUCUCGGCAUCAUUUUCGCUUGCUUUACGUUGGCCUUCGAAUAUUGGUACUAUCGGCACCGUGCGAAGAACACCAACAUCGCUCGCAACAGCCCAAAGAAAAGUAAAUUUACCAAGGUGAAGCCGCUCAGGUUCAACUUGAAACCGGCUCCCACGCACGGUUUCCAAACUAGUCAGUUCAGAUCGAGGUUCUAAUUCUAAGUUCGCUCGAUUGGCAACGAUUGUUCGCUGCUACUUUUUAAUUACUUAAAAAAAAAAAGAAAAAAAAAGAAAAAAAAAGAGAGAAACGAAUUUAUACGAGAGAACUAAUAACUUCUAACGCAGUCAAACAAGAAGCCCCGAAUCGGAGUACAUGUUUCUUUUUUAAGGAAAAGAAAAAAAUGGAUUGGAUACAACAAGAGUAAAUACCAUAAUAUGCAACAUCAGCGUUUGCAAUGCCUUUAUUUGAUUACUCCCUUUGCGUACAUUGAUUCGCUCAGAGAAUACAUGUUUAGAUUCUUUGUUUUUUUUUUUUCUUUAUUCCAUCUUUCUCAUCGCAUCGCACACUUUUCAUACGAAACAUUUCGUUCGUUAUCGCGAGUAACCCUUUUCGCGUCAUGUUUCCGCGUUACUUCAACCCUUGUUUCUUAUAUAUUUAUACGUUUCUCUUGUUUAAAAGGCAUCCAACUCUCGAAUAACGUUUCUUAUACGGCUUCGCCGUACCUUCGCACCGAGGGUAGGCGUGCAUCCCACCAUACACGUUAUUUCAUUUUUCUUCCUCGUUUACCCACAUGUACGUUCUUAGUUAUCCGAUAUAUUUCCUCCGAGGGAG
This is a messenger RNA of Hylaeus volcanicus, 3744 nucleotides long. It is a transcript of the gene Ir25a, whose product is annotated as ionotropic receptor 25a. NCBI's taxonomy places the organism in Eukaryota, Metazoa, Arthropoda, Insecta, Hymenoptera, Colletidae. Gene Ontology annotation, cellular component: postsynaptic membrane; plasma membrane. The coding region runs from base 273 to 3128 and encodes 951 amino acids. The transcript is spliced from 4 exons. Gene Ontology annotation, biological process: modulation of chemical synaptic transmission; synaptic transmission, glutamatergic; monoatomic ion transport. Gene Ontology annotation, molecular function: glutamate-gated receptor activity; transmitter-gated monoatomic ion channel activity involved in regulation of postsynaptic membrane potential. The record is from RefSeq and is a predicted model, not a curated record.